CACCAAAUUAAGUACAUGGCAUAGCAUGCUGUAACAUCCACCAAGAAACAAGUUAAAUAAUAAUAGUGCGUGGAAUUUUAUCUCUGCCGCUCUUUGCAAGAUUGAAGCAUAUUCUAUUUCUGGCAAAACGAAGCGUAGAGAAUGCAGAGACGCUGAAUUCAAGUUGUUUCUUCACAUUUGAAAGCCAAUGGGAAGAUUGUUGAUCAAGAGUCUGCUCUCAAGUAAAUUCCCCUUGGUGGUGAGGUGCUUUUCAUCACUAGAACCAAAUGUACUCAGAACUGGAGAUAUCUUAAGACAAACAAGGAUAUAUUCGAGUGAAGAUGUUCUUGAAUAUUCUAAGGUUAGUCAGGACUCCAAUCCUCUUCAUUUCGAUCCCGAAUCUGCUAGAACCGCUGGUUUUGAUGAUCCAAUUGUUCAUGGGAUGCUUGUUGCUGCACUAUUUCCUCGGAUCAUUUCCUCCCAUUUUCCUGGAGCAGUAUAUGUAUCCCAAAGCUUGCAUUUCAGGUUGCCAGUCUAUAUUGGAGAUAAGAUUCUUGGCGAGGUACAAGCUCUUAACAUAAGAGAAAUCAAGAAGAAAUACCUAGUAAAAUUCUCAACAAAGUGUGUGAAGAAUGGCGAAAUUCUAGUUCUUGAUGGUGAGGCAAUGACAAUUUUACCAACUCUAGCUGUAGAUGAAGAACAAUCCACGAUAGAUAGAAACUAGUGCAAAGUGAUAAUUGCAGGUUUCAAUGGCAUGAUGGUCUAUUGCUGAACAGAGUUUUUGGAAGACAGUGAUAGAUUUCGAGUACCUUCCUCUUCUUUGGCAUUCUGUUAAUCUCUAUCAUAAUCGAAGCUUAAGAAUCUACUCCCAAGGGGGCAUCAUACAUGCUUCCAUGAACAGCCUCGAAUUAGUUCAUUUCUAUUAUUUAUUUAAGCUACGUACCUGAUAAGAGACCAUGUCUUGUUUUAAUCUUACCAAGAUGCAUCUUUUCAUUUUUUUGGUGAAAGUAUUUCGCAGUAGUUCCAAAGUAAAACUGAGUUUUUUGCAAUAUA
This is a messenger RNA of Pistacia vera, 1032 nucleotides long. RefSeq names its product (R)-specific enoyl-CoA hydratase-like. Lineage: Eukaryota; Viridiplantae; Streptophyta; Magnoliopsida; Sapindales; Anacardiaceae. The coding region runs from base 188 to 703 and encodes 171 amino acids. The transcript has 4 exons. The record is from RefSeq and is a predicted model, not a curated record.